AUGAAGUUGCUUAUCGAUACUGCAAGUGGCGCAUCGUUCCCCAUUGAUGUUGAGAUCUAUGAUUCACUGAAAAGGAUUAAAGAGAAGAUCGAGGAGUUCCAAGGUAUCCCUGUUUGCAAGCAGACCCUUUUCCUCAAUGGACAAGUUCUUCCAGAAGAUUUUAUUCUGCGGUUCCACAUAAUGCCAAAAAGUUUCUUUCUCUCCACCUCUCCGGACGAAAACCCUAAUCAGGACAACAACAACAGCGAUCAAGUGCCUCAAACCGAGCAAGCACCAUCAGAUCCAAAUCAUGGGUUCUUUAACAAUCAAGAUUUGCCAGUGAUGAGCAACAAAUAUCAAGUGUCAACACCCUAUGGACAUCCGAUGACGUUAAACUCAAUGGAAGCGUUCCUUGGGUUUCAAGAAAUCAAUCAAGCGCUUUAUCAUACAGAGCAAACAAGUGCGUCAUUAGAAUCAUUUGGAGAAACCAGUAGCGGUGGGGAUCGAGCUUUGAUGACGGAUUUGUUCAGUAAGAAUGACCAACAUGAUCUGCCUGAACCAUUCCCAAGGAUCAUGGCGAGGGGAAUCGACAAUGGAGCAUCAGAGCAGUCGUAUACACUUGAUGAUAUAUUUGUCCCUGAAGAUUUGCCGUAUAUGCCGGUUGGAAGCAAAAGAAACAGGGAUCAACCCGAGAAAGCUUCAUCGUCAAACUCAGUGAACGAGGUCAUUAACAUUCCAGAUUCGCCUGAGGAGAAGAAGAUGAAGACCAGCCCAGAGAAGCUAGUAGUGAUAGUAUCGCAGCAAUUUGAAGACAACUGGUUGCCAGUGGUGGUUAACGCAGAUGAUAACGUUGAAGAACUGAGGAAAGAGCUGGAUGAUAUGAAAGCCAAGGGUCAGUUCAAUCUUCCUUCCGAAGGAUAUUUCUUUGUUCACAAUGAGAAACCAUUGAGGGAGAAUACGUCAUUCUUGGGGAACGGUAUUGCUGACGGCGAUACAAUUGCGAUUUAUCCAGACCUCUUCGUUGAUCAUCAAGCUUAA
Capsella rubella is the source of this 1017-nucleotide messenger RNA. Its product is annotated as ubiquitin domain-containing protein 7SL RNA2. The transcript has a single exon. Gene Ontology annotation, cellular component: nucleoplasm; cytosol. Gene Ontology annotation, biological process: proteasome-mediated ubiquitin-dependent protein catabolic process. Bases 1 to 1017 code for a protein of 338 amino acids. Gene Ontology annotation, molecular function: polyubiquitin modification-dependent protein binding; ubiquitin binding; proteasome binding. The record is from RefSeq and is a predicted model, not a curated record. Lineage: Eukaryota; Viridiplantae; Streptophyta; Magnoliopsida; Brassicales; Brassicaceae.